Hypanus sabinus (Atlantic stingray) is the source of this 4344-nucleotide messenger RNA. RefSeq lists its product as uncharacterized. Gene Ontology annotation, molecular function: RNA binding. The coding region runs from base 336 to 4085 and encodes 1249 amino acids. The record is from RefSeq and is a predicted model, not a curated record. NCBI's taxonomy places the organism in Eukaryota, Metazoa, Chordata, Chondrichthyes, Myliobatiformes, Dasyatidae. Gene Ontology annotation, biological process: protein ubiquitination; Notch signaling pathway. The transcript is spliced from 7 exons.
CAGAUCCCCGGGACAACAUUGAGGAUUUUGGCAGCCCCACGCUACCGCCGUGUCCCAUUCCCUGGCUGGUGUGCCUUCCCUAAGGUUUAAAAGAUGAAGCCCACAUUUAGCAGAAAAUCGAAGCUCUGUGUGACCGAGCAGUGGAAGUACUGGUUCUUGCAACUAGGAUCAGAUUGAGGGCUGAAACCAGACUUUCACUUUCGAUACUAACAUUUUGGCUGCGUGUUUUUUUUUGUUGUUUUUCAACGCGGAUCUGGGGGUCAGAUGGUCGGCAGAGUUUUUACAGGCAUCUGAUACCAAGCUUCCUAUGAUUCUUAUGUGCAACCCUUUUAAAAAUGGACAGAACUAUAGAGGUGUCUGAUCUCCCCACGGGUCUUUCAAAGCGGAGCCUUGAAGACAAACUCAUGAUUCAUUUCUUGAGGGCUAAGAAUGGAGGAGGUGAAAUCAUCGAUGUGGUGUUCCCAACUGAGUUCCUGUCAUCUGCACUUAUAGUCUUUGAAGAGGCAGAAGUGGCUCAACGUGUUCUUCAAACUGAAAAUCAGAUUCUUACAGUUAAUGGGAAACAGCACAAAUUAAAAGUGAAAUCUGCUGAUUCUGAGAUCAAAGUUGAUCAGGUCAUCCCCCAUAUUUCUAUGACAAUAGACUAUGGAAAACUCCUUGAUGGGAAAAGAUUAAUGAAACGUUUGCAGAAGACACACAGAGAUAUCCAGUUUGGUUUUGAUCCCAAAGUUGAACAAUGUACCGUGGGUGGAACAUUCUCAGCCGUCAAGGAGCUCAGUGGCAAGAUUCAUCACCUGCUCACUUUAAAUUCUGACCAAAGCAGUGCCAGCUUGAAUGAAACUAAGCACCAACUGCAGGACAGCCCAGAAAGUGCAGAUUUCAGUGGUUCAAACAGUGCGAGGAAAGACACCUGGAAAUCCAGUGCAGCCUCAAAUGCCAAGGGGGAUAGCUUAGAAUCUCAAACUAAGUCUAGAUUGGAAAGUUCACUUCGUGGCAGGAGAGGCGGUGAUUUGCAACAAUUCAAAGAGGACCGCACUAGUAUUUUAGAGGAUUACACUUUAUUGAUGGAUUCUGAUAUUUACAUGUAUAUUCAGAAAUUUUAUAAAGACCGAUAUCAAAACAUCCUGCACAAAUACCGCGUGGAGGUAAUAGAUAUGAGCAAUGAAGGCAUCACCACGGCAAUUUUGCAUUCAGCGCCUGGCUGUUUGGACUGCGGAGCAUCACUGCUGCGAGCGCAUCAUGAACUUUCUCAACUCUACCAGGAAUUUGAGUUCAGGCUUCGCAAGGAACAGGUCGAGAAGGGAAGUCUAACUUCUGAUGUCAAUCUGCUACAGAACAUCUAUAUCAAUCUCAAGGCACAAUUCCCCCAAAUAAAUUUCCAUGAAGAUCCAAAAUAUUUUUACCUAAUAGGCACUUCAAAUGACUGUUCAUUGGCCAAGAAAUACCUACAGGAUUUGAAAGAGGAAUUGGAAAUUAUUUCACAGAAAGAAAGGUAUGUGACAUCAGGCAGCUUGCCUGAAAGCCACCAGACUACUAAUAGUAGUGCAUCUUACUGUCUGCACGAAUUUAAGGAUAGCGGUUCACUUAAUCAACAUGGUUCAGAUGUCAGAAAGGAUCACAAAUUGGCUCCAACUUUCAGUGGUAAAAGGGAAGUUGAUAGUGCUUAUCUUGCAGGAAGCAGUGUUGCUAAGGAUGAUCUGGUUGUUAAGCCUGAGCAGACAGCUGACCAACUGAUGACUGGCUUCAGUAAGGCAAGAAGUCCACCAACAGACACCAGGAAUUGGGAUCAACAGCAAGUCCCCAAGCACAAUACUACUACCGAUGAGAUACUUACUAAUACUAAUAAAUCAUUAGUCAGUGGUACAGGGCAGUUGGUUACGCCCAAAAGAGGCUCUCUUGCCAAGAGCAACAAAGAUUUUUCUGUGUUAACUGAUCAGGCCAAGCUACUGAAAAGUCCUGACAAAACAGGCUGUGAUAUUUUGUUCAAGGGAGAUGAAGAUUCUUCCAGUCUAUGUACAAAUAAAGGACUCCGACAUUUCCAAUAUAACAAAAGCAACAAAGCCCAAGGUCCUGUAAAGCCAUGCCACUUCGAAACAUCGGCUGGAACACUCUUUCAUCAAGGAGAGCUGCUGGACACCAUGCAGACGGCUCAUUCCAUUGCUACCACCAACAAUUCAGAAGGUCCGUCAACUAAAACACCUUUGAGAAGAACAAGUAGUUUCUCUGGAUGCUUGAAAUCAAAACGGCCUUCAGAAGCUCUCAGCAGUUUCAAAGAGAGGCCCACUGAAGUUGCGCUCUUCACUGAAGAGAUUCUAUUGGAUUCAGAUGUGUGGUCUUAUCUGAAGGACAUCCAUGCAUUGACUAUUAGACAGAUUAUAUCCAGCACAGAUGUUAUGGUGAAUGAACAAUUGCUGGGAGAUACCACGGGACUGAAAUUGGCAGCACAGAACAAAGAUCAUGUCAAAGCUGCAAAGGAAGAUAUUUUGUCAGUUUACACCCUGAUAAUGAAGCAUUUGACUCAGCAACUCCUUCCUUAUAGGGAUCUGGGCAUAGAAACCAUUACAGAGGAAACUGUGGCGAUUUGGAAAAGUAAACUAAAAAAAAACUUCCCCAAGGUAAAAUUCAUUGUUUCGCAGACUGGUUUCCACAUUAUUGGCACAUAUGAGAAUUGCUUUAAAGUGAUAGCAUCUUUUAAGCCUGAGUUAAAAUAUGCAUCUGUGGAAGACUUACCCUGGAUGGACACUACAUCCAUAUCAGCUUAUAACCAACAUCCAUUUCUUGAAGCUGAAAAGUCCAAGGACGCAGCGGAAGAGAACCUAACUAAAUCUGCAAGUAGUUUGUCAUCAUUGGGUCAGUUUCCUGAUGGCAGGAAAUCUGAAGACUUGAACACUUCAGACGUCCACACGGGUAGUGUCAGUCUGCAAACAACUGCAAAAAGAGAACAAGCUUUGUUUCAGUCAAAUAGUGAACCUACUGAAACCACAGGUCAGGGGAAGGCAGCGGAGAGCUCCAGCACUUGUAGUUCUCAGCCAGAUGGAGAGGAGCAGCUUUUGUACAAGCAGAUGAAGAAUCUGAAUGAAAGGGAUAGCCCUGUAUUCAUUUCAAGGCAGGAGCCAAGUCAAUUUAUGAAUCAGAAGAGGUCACCAAAAACCCUUGAUGAGGGGAGUAGUUUUGACUCGCUUCAUGGUCAGGUUGAUUAUAAAUGUCCAAAAAUGAUCAAGCAGGUUGGAGAUGUGGAAGGAAUCAAUGUAAAGAAGACGUUACCUGAUAAAUUUCAUUUUGCAUCCAACAAGCUAACAAAGGAAAGCCAGUGGUACAAUAAAGCGAGCAGCUUGCAUCACAGUAAGGUGGAUAGCGGGAUGCAGUCAUUGCCAGUGUCUUAUACAGGCAUAUUGGCCUCAUCAUUGCAUCAAGGGAAUUAUGGCCAAUAUAUCACCAAGUCAGCUACAGAUUCAAAAGACCAAAUGCAAGCAAAAUACGUAGAGCAGCAAACUGAGAGGAAUGAGAUAAUGCCUCAAGAAAGCAAGGUCAUGAGAAAUUCUCAGCAAAGUCAACCCAGAAGUCCCGCUAUAGGAAUGGAUGCACAAGAGCUAAGUGAACCAGCCAUGGCAUGUAACAACUGCAAGAAAAGUGACAAGUUGUCAAAGGUAGACUGUGGCCAAUGUCGAGCCAACGUUCAAAAUAAAAACGAAAGCCGGUGCAUGCCUACCAUGAAGUUUUCAAUUCUGAAUAUUAGCUUGGAUGGAUUUCAAAGAGCAAUGACCAUUCAAAUAACCUAUGACAUUCCAGAUGGUAUCCAAGGGGAAAGUGAUCCAAACCCAGGAGAACCAUUCAAAGGAGGGGAGUUUAGAGCCUACUUGCCCGAAUCUCCUGAAGGAAAGAAGGUUUUAGGAUUGCUAAAGGAAGCCUUUAAUAAAGGCCUGAUCUUCAAAGUAGCAGCUAAUCCUCCAAGACCAGCCCACGUGACAUGGAAUGCGAUUCCUCAUAAAACAGCCAUAACUGGAGGUAGACAAAAGAAUGGUUACCCUGACCCAUACUACAUGAAGAAAGUUUUGGCAGCUCUGGCAGAGCAUGGUCUUCAGUGAAAUCACACGUCACAUCACCCAGCUUGAGAAUGUUUUAGCACUGUACAAAUUUUGCUGCAGAUCCUCGUGUGAACUGAUUGUGUGCUUUCUCUUAAAAAAUGUGCAUUCAUUAUAAACAAAAUACUGAACAUUGUCAAGGUCUGUUACUUCACAGUUGCUCAUUUGGACAAAUUGCUUUGGAUGCUUUUGAAUGAUGAUAUGCUCUUGAGAGUUAGUUUACUGUCAUGUAGUUUCCAGAAUACAGUCCACUUAUUUUACA